GGAACGAGUAUCAAGCCUUUGGGAUCUGCCCGCUACUUCGGGGUCGCCGGUCACGUGAGUCAAGACGUCACCGAUGGUAUAAGCCCCUUUCCCGUUUCUAGCACUAACUACGAUGUCCUCUGAACUCGACACUACCGCUCACAGACCAUUCCAUCGACCUGGUGACGAACCUUUUCAACACCCAGUUGGACAUAUGCAUGCUCACGGUCUAGCGCAAUAUUCUCCUGAGGCAGCGGAAGCGUUUUCGUUCCCUUCCAAGCCUGAGUCAAAGCACAGUGUGUCACCUCUUUUGUUCCAGACCCCGCAACCGCCUCUAUCUUCCACAUCCCCCCAGCGCUGGCCAGGCAUCGACGCAGAAAGCACCAAGAUGCUUUUGAAAGUGUUAGAGGACAAUCAUUCGAGGUGGCAUAUAUUCUUCAAUUACAAGGGAUUUCAUAACCAUGCGGCCCAUCACCUUCUCGCAAUCUGGGCGAUGGGCGCAAGCGCCAAGAUCAUAUUUUCUGCUUAUGAAACUCAUUGCGUGUAUCAGCGGCCUGCGUUUGACUCACCAAGCCGUAUCACACGCCAUAAUUUCAAUGAGCACCUUGGCGACGAACGCUUUUAUUCAGCUUACUCAGAUUUUUUUGCUCUUGAACUCGGGAAGAAAGGGUUUGCUCGCACCUUCGAGGAAUUUGUAUUUGCUCCUUCUGCCAAUUACCUAGCAGAACCACCUCCGGAAGGUGAUGGUCAUCCGGAGAUGCUGUCUCGCUUCAUUGGUGGAUUGCUCCACCCUCUGAUUCACACAGGUUAUGGCGCAGAGUUUGGAUUGCUAGGCAUGUCAGCAGAAGGUCUGGCUAUGACUGCUAUACAUCCUGCGAAGAUGCAUGCACUUCUUCCACCUUCGGAUUUCAGUUCUCCUUUGAAAUCUGGAACCAUGCAUGCCCUAUCAAUUCUCGCACUUGUCGCUAAGGAUGAACGAUUUGAGCAGGUCAAAAUGAUGGACGAUUUAGACAUGCUUACAAUGACCGUCUCAUCUUACGACGAGGCACUUCGAGCGUACGCUGAAAUGUGGAAAUUCGAUGUCGCAAAUAAGGAGGGCGUCGCAAAAGCGGUAGAGGAACUUGCUUGGUUUAACUCGAUAAUUUAUGGAGUAGGGGGCAUGGCUAAGGAUACAUUCAGCGCCGAUUUCUUCUUGAUGCACCUUACCACUUCCGCCCUUUUUCUCCCGUCCCUCGUAACUUCGCUCUAUCAAAACCCUCGUGCCCAAGCAUUGCUGCUGCGUUCCUUCUUCGCAGUGAGCCUGGCGCGCUAUUUAUCGCGGGGACGCCCCAGCCUCGAUAUCGCCAAGUUCUACCGUGACACAUCACGGCUUCUGCCUCCCAGUGGUCUGGAUGUCAUUCCGGGUCCGCAGCCUUCACCUUUCGAGGACACACUUCCCGACAAGAAUUCUCCUGAAGCGCGGACGCCAAAUUCCUGGCUAUCCAUAAUACAGACUACGCUCGUGCAUCCCAACGAACAUUUGUGCAAGGUGCAGCGGGCACUCGCGCAUUUUGCAUCAUUGUACGGCUUGCGAGGACAGGGAUGGUUCACCACCCGCAAACAAGCGAGCGUAGCUAUAGAUAACAGUAAGCUCGAAGAUGUCGAGCGCGACAUGGGACUUGGAGAGUUGGAUGGAACGUUGUUCCUCCGCGUGGCUAUGCUUACUGCGCACACGCUUGGAUGGAUGAGAGAGGGCCAGCGCGAGGAGGGGUGGGAUUAUGAAGGAUUUUAUGACAAGUGAGGCGAGGACGUGAAACACUUCGGAAUUGUAGUGUACAAUAGUGGUACAAGGGUGAGUGCUAUGUCUUGUUAUUCUGAACUUCCAGGUGCAAA
Molecule: messenger RNA, 1851 nt
Organism: Suillus plorans
Lineage: Eukaryota; Fungi; Basidiomycota; Agaricomycetes; Boletales; Suillaceae
Exons: 4
Coding region: 113-1759 (548 amino acids)
Molecular function (GO): oxidoreductase activity
Source: RefSeq, a predicted model, not a curated record